AUGGCGCCGAGAAAACGUUCUACGUCGAAAACCAGUUCAAGUUCUUCUUCAACGGAACGAUCACGUUCACGAAGUCGUACACGUUCAAAAACCCGAAGCCGCAGUAAAACCUAUUCACCAGAACGUGGCGAAGAAGGACGUCUUCAUGUGGCGAAUAUUGAUGAGUCAGUACGUGCACGAGAUUUGGAAGAAGCAUUUUCGCGUUUUGGAAAACUGUCCGAAGUUUGGGUAGCGAGUUACCCACCACUUUUUGCAUUUGUGGUAUUCAAAAAUAAGUCGGAUGCCAAUGAAGCGUUGGCAGCACUUAACAACACGUACAUUCGUAACUGUAGAGUACGCGUAUCGGUAGCAUUACCUCGAGUUCGUGCUCAUGAUCGCUAUCGUUUUGGUGGUGGUGGUUAUGGAGGUGGUUAUUAUGGUGGUGGUGGUGGUUAUGGCAGAUAUGGAGGCUACGGCGGCAGUCGAUAUGGAGACUAUGGACGUUACGGGGGAUAUGGUCGAGAUCGAGAUAGAAGACGAUCACCACCACGCCGAGAACGCGAACGUCGCAGAAGGAAUGACUCUGAAAUGCGUUUCAGGUCCCGUACUCGCUCACGGUCGCGUUCACGUUCGUCUUCAUCUCACAGUCGUUAG
Molecule: messenger RNA, 633 nt
Organism: Cercopithifilaria johnstoni
Lineage: Eukaryota; Metazoa; Nematoda; Chromadorea; Rhabditida; Onchocercidae
Source: the annotation of a GenBank genome assembly